AAGAAGCGCAUAAGUACUAGCAGUCAAGUUCGAGACGUUGUCGGGUCCGGUUCUAUCGAAAUUGUUAAGCGGUAGUUGGAUAAACCAGUCAUGUAUCAUUUGGUAAAAUUUGUUUUCAUCUUAAGUGUGGUUAUUCCCGCACUAUCCGAAAAUCAAGCCGGAAUACUGUUGGAUUACAGAAAUUCUUAUCUGUCCUAUGAACAGAAAGGACUGGAUAUAUGUCCCUUCACCUACUUCCGAGAAUCCUGCGCCGACUUCGCUCACGUGAUAGUCAUAGAACCAUCGGUUAACACUGAUAACGGUUCGUCAGCUAUUUGUCUUGGGACCAUAAUCAGUGAACAGUUCGUUUUAACGACAGCAAGUUGUGUUCCAACCAAACACGAGAACUUGAAACUAGACGCCAAAAUCGCUGAAGACAUCGCGAUAGAUUCCAUUUAUCUUCAUCCAGAUUAUAAACUCUCGCCAGAUCAAGGGCCAUCUCUAAACAACUUAGCGAUUAUUAAGCUAAAUUCCUCUCUAAGUUUUAACAAAAAUGUGGCAGCCAGUUGCUUAUGGGAUUCCGAAUCGUUGGACUUGUACACUAAGGUUCAGGAAAUUGAGUUUGAUCAAACAGUCCAAAGAUUGGAGCAGAACACGACCAUCUGCUCGGGCACUGCAAAAAAUGAUUGUCUCAAAUCAGCACUACAGCAGUGGUGUCAAAGGAAAUCAUCUUCCGGAAUUUUGCAAAUCAGAGAGCUAGGGAAAUACAGAAUGCAUGCAAUGAUAGCGAGCUUUGGUUGCGACGAGGACAAAAAAAUCGUACCGAUUUCACAUUACCUACCAUGGAUCAGAGAGGUCACCAAAUAUAAUCAGAUUGAGUACAAUUUCACCGACGUUGGUUUAGGAGAGAAAUGCUUCAAGAACGAUGGCAUUGGCGGGGUGUGCCUGCCAACAAACGAGUGUCCUCAAAUACAAAAGAACUUCAAAGCUCUGUGGAAGAACAAUUCAAUAAGUACGUGUGGCUUUGAGGGAGAUGAAGCGUUGACGUGCUGUGCAACAGAAGAUAUGCAAGUGGGACCAGAUACGGAAACAUUAUUUCGUGAUAUCAUACAAGAAAUUGAAAACUGCGAAUUACUCUACGAUGAGUUCAGACGAACACCUGAAGAGCACCAACUUCAUUCUCAAGUUGCAAUUAUUGAUAUUCACAAUUCAAUUAACUGCACUGCAACACUUAUAUCAACUCGAUAUUUGCUCACAUCCGCACAGUGCGUUCUGGAUGUUGAUAUUCCUCAUUCAUCCGUUUGGCUCGGCAUGGGAGACGAGGAAGAAACUGUUGGACAGAAAAAUAACAUUCAGGCAAUAUUCCUUCAUCCAAAAUUCCACCCCAAAACAAGCCACUUCAAUUUAGCCGUAGUCAUGCUUAAAUACCCAGCGUUGAUCCAAUCAUUUAGCGUGCCGGCCUGUUUGUGGCGUGAAAAGUCCAAAAUGCCAACUAAUUUGGAGGCUGUAAGUUUUCAUAGCGAUGAACGAAUCUUUUCAGUGGCGGCUACUACCCCGAUGUACUACAGUGAUUGCCGUCGGUUGCACGAUUCACAACUCAUCCCGUCAGAACUAUGCGUUCAAUACAAAUCCCGCUCAGAAUGUAAUUCCGUCGAGCAGGAAACUUUGUGUCAAAACCCGGGAAGCGGGUUGUAUUCCAACCUUUACUAUGGCGAAGAUAUGAAACCAGUAACGUAUGUCGUUGGCAUUUUCAACAAAGGACAUACGUGUGAUAAACGAGGACCUGCUAUAUACACACGAGUUAGUGAGUACUAUCAGUGGAUUAAAAGUGUAAUUUAUUUAAGUUCUCAACAAACGAAAUAAAAUGUUAAUGUUAAUGCUUUA
Molecule: messenger RNA, 1863 nt
Organism: Topomyia yanbarensis
Lineage: Eukaryota; Metazoa; Arthropoda; Insecta; Diptera; Culicidae
Product: venom prothrombin activator porpharin-D-like
Exons: 7
Coding region: 91-1842 (583 amino acids)
Biological process (GO): proteolysis
Molecular function (GO): serine-type endopeptidase activity
Source: RefSeq, a predicted model, not a curated record